UUCUCUGGGCAUUAGAAGGUGGAAGCUCUCGGCGCGCCGCACAAACCCUAAACCCCACCCUCCCCACAAAUCACGCCGGAAUGGCGGCGGAGACGGCGGAGAACGACUCCUCGCACGAAACCCCGCCCCUCGCUGCCACCGCCGGUGUCGCCGGCGGCCCCAAUCCCUGCUGCGCGAAGCUGUGGAAGAAGUACCAGCAGAUUGAGAAGAGCCGGGCGGUGCUGCGCGAGGCGGUGAAGCUCCUGAACAGCGAGAUCGACAAGGUGCGGAAUGAGAAAUCAGCUCUUGGCGAAGUGUGCAAGGAGGAGCGUCUCCGAGCUGAUUCAGCAGAAGCAGCUAGGGAUACCGAGUCUGAUGCCAGAGAUAUAUUAGAGAAAGAGGUAAUUGAACUGAAGGCAGAGAACUCAGCCUUGCAUCAAAAACAUAAUUCCAGCAAAAAUAGUGACGAGCUCUUGCGCAUCUCUGAGUUGGAGGAAGAAAAUAGAAGACUCAAACAGGUUUUAGGAGAAGAAAAGUUGAAAAAGGAUUCUGAGAAGAAAAAGGCCGAAGAAGCAAAGAGCAAGGCUAUAGAAGCGCAAAAAAUUUUGAAGUCUGAAACACAUAAGUCUGAAGAGUACAAAAGGCUUGCUGAUACAGAAAGAAAAAUAGCCAAUGAUUUGAAGGCAUCAUGUGAAAAAUUGAGGACUGAAGUCAAUGAAACCAGGGCGCAGUUGUCUGCUCAGAUUCAGAAGACAGGGGAGGCACAUAAAAAGGCCGAAGCAGAGAAGCAGAAGGCUGCCAGAGAAAAGAAAUGUGCUGAUUCUGAAAAAGUGUUAGCAGAGAAGAACAAAAAGCUAAUUGAGGUUGAGAGGAAAAAGGCAACGGAAGAGAAGAGCCAUUCUAACCAUUUAAUUGCACAGUUAGAGGAACAGAAGAAACUGAAUGAAAGCUUACAAGUUAGCAUUGAGGCUCAAAGAAAGAAUGCUGUGUCUGAGAAAAACCGCGCAGACCACCUGUUACAGAAGUUGGAAGAAGAGAGAAAACGUAGUGAAUGUUUACAGAGGAAGUCUGAUGAUUUUAGUGCUACUAGGGAUAUGGUUUCUCUUGGCAAACAUGGUAUACAACAUAUUGAUGUAGCUACUGAAAGUGCUAACAUAAAACUUCUCAAAGAGAAGCUGAAGCGGAAGAAAGAUCAAGUAAAGCAUGUGAAAAAUGAAUCAAAGUUGGAGAAAUCAUUGAUAAGAAAAGAGAUUGAGCUCCUAAAACAGGACUGGAUGCAGCCGCUGAAUCGGUUUAACAUGCUUGAUGACUAUCUUGCUGGUGGUGUUCAAGGUGUUCAUGCAAUGAAAAAGUUGAAGCGUCAACCGGAGGUACAUGACUUGGAACGCACUCUUCGUCCUCAUAAUCCAGUUGCUGCCCCAUAUUUCGAGUUACAAGCUGGGAUUAUUCCUUUUACUUCUGCCCCAAGAGAGUACACUUCAUAUCAGUUGCCUAGAGAAAGCUGCACAAGACCAAUCUCAGGUACUAGUUCUGAAUUGGAGCCUCCUAUUGGUACUGCUCUCAGAACAGAGUCGAAAAAUCACCACAGAUCUUCACGUCCCACAUCCAUAUCUGAUAAAAAGUUCACGGGCUCUCAGGGUAAGGAAAGCCUAUUUGUCUUAUCAACAGGUACCAGAAAGAACCAGAACUCGACAGGUUCAGAGUUACCCCCUAAAGACUGCAGUACAAGGAAACGAGAUAGAGCGCUGCUGGAGAUUUCUGGUCAUUCAUCUCGACAGAAGGCAUUGAAGUCAUCACUGCCUCGUGGUACAAGAGUUGCAGAUCAAAUGCCUAAUGGUGGUAGGAAGAGAAAAAGGACAAAAAAUUCUGUAGAAUCACUUUCACAUGAUGCCGCUGCAAAUGAUUAUUUGGCAUUCAGUGAUGAUCGUUCAUGUCCGCAGCAACAAAAUAUCAUCAUCCCAUGUAUAACCAAAGAGGGUUUGCAAAAUCAUACCAGGAAAUGUCAUGUGGCCGUUGAUAAAUCCUUGAGUGGCUGUGCUAAAGUAUUGUCUCCUGGAGCAGCAAAUGCUUGCGCAAGCAGCAAAUUUGCUUCAUUGUUCUCUUUUGAGAAAUUGAUCGAAGGGGACUGCUUGAAGUUGCUGAAUUUGGACAAUGAUGCUGACGAGGAGAAGUACAGAAAGGCAAUAGAGAGACCUCUUUCACCAGAUGUGCCCAUUGUUCUACCCACUAUAGCUAGAAGGCCUAUGUCUCCGCAUUUGGCUGAUGGCAACGAUAUAUAUGAUAGAGAUUGUUCUGCAUCAAGGUCCGAUGGCAGUUUGUCGGAAGUUCAGAAAUUAUCUCAGAAUGCUAAGUUUCAAUCAUCCUGUAGUAGAACUGGACAUGGUGGCAGUGUUAAGGAGCUGUGUGUACACAAUAAUAAAUCUAAUACAGUAGAUAAUGAUCCUUACAACGCCAACUUGGUUGAUGGGUCAGUUACAGCCAGAUCGGUCAGUGUUUCAGGUGGAAAUGUGGCCUCAAAUUCGUUAGUUUCUGUCGCUAUCGAUUUGGGAAAUUCUACGGGACCACAGUUCUCAGAAAGUAGCUGCAGAGGCCAUGCAAAUGCAAGUUUGCAUUCGGCACCUAAUAAAAGCAGGCUAAAUCAAAUGUCUGAUGCAUCAUCAGAUCUUGAACUGCAAAGUAAUGUUGGAACAAGUAAAGCACAAGUAGCUGGGUCAAUCAAUUUGACCUCAAAUAGUGUGAUUGGUCGUUGUCAUGGAGCCGGAAACAACACUAUUGACUUUGUUGGAGUUUCUAGUUUGAAAAGAAGCAGCCUAAUAAAGAUACUUCGCUAUUGGGAUGCCCUGAUUUCUGAAGCUAGUAAACUUUCUGAGGAUAUUUAUGUUGAUGGUCCAUUACUAGAAAGAGUAUCAACCGAACCAUUGCUGCUUCCAGAAGAGAAGAUUCCCCUCAUUUUUUCCCUUUUGUUGUGGGAUGUUCAUAAAUUAACAACAGAACCUGUUGAUCUAUACUUUGCUUCGUCGGCUUUUUCCAUGACUGUGAAACCUUACAUGGAAACGAGAUUGGGCUUCCUUAAAGGCAAUCAUCUGGAUGUCCUUGUCUCCUUAAUUGAGGAUUUUCUCAUGAACAAAGAAGUUAUGGUUUGUGAUAAAAUGGGAGUUAAGAAUUCUGAUGCAAUCAAUUAUUGCCACCUAGAUGAUGAAACUGGUAUACAAGUAUCCACCAAGCCUGCGACUGUAAAUCAGUUUAUCUCUGCUUGCAUCCUUUUGGCUUCAAUAUGUGUUAAAGUGGAGAGGCUGGAUGUUGUUUUAGAGGUUUCGUACAGAGUUCUUCAGAUGGGCAAAUUAAACCUUUCUUGGACCAUGUUAGCUCUCCAUGUCUUUGGUUCCGUAUGUGGUGAUAAGUUGCGCUUUCUGAAGAGCUGUGACCUUCUCAUGACAACUAUACGGUUGGUUGUCCUGCUUCUUGAGAGCACAGACACUUCUUCAUGCCUUGUGUCGUCUUAUAUUCAGUCCAAUAGACCAACAACUUUCCCAUCAUGUACACAUUGUGUGUUUGAUGUGGAUACAGUGUCUAUAGAUGUUUUUAUCUCUUCUCUGCUCAAUGAGUUAGAUUUAUGUGCUCUGUCAUGGAACAAUAACGCCAAUUCAAAUGAAACUAUUACAAGGCAAAGUUCUCAUUCGGGACCAAGUGGACUGGAAAUCAAUUGUGGCGAAUCUUGCAAUAUCUCCAAGCAAGCAAAACUUACUGAGGGUCCCAAUUAUCCUGCAGGGAGAGACUUGUGCUAUUUUGCUGAGAUAAUAUCUCUGAUUGAGUUGUUUGGGAGCUACAUGAGCUGCGAGUGGACAUACAAAAAUGUUGUUGUUCGUCUUCUGAAGAUUUUGGAAUCAUGCACAUGUGAGGAGUAUUCAGCUGCUCUCUUGGUACUUGUUAGCCAGCUUGGAAGGUUUUUCAUUGAUGACGUUGGUCAUGAGACAGAAUCAGUAGUUGAGCUGAGGAACAAGUUAGCAGUGCUAAUAGGAACUAGUUUUACAGGAUCAAGGAGCAUACCUGUUCAGUUUUCUGCCAUUGGUGCACUGCUCAGUCUCUUUCCGUUGACAUUUGAUAAAAUAGUUUCUAGCCAGACUGGACCAUUAUCAGGUCCAUGUGUUCUGCAAGCGCGUCAGAUUUCUGAAUGGUUCGGUCAGUUAAGCAAGGAGAAUCAAUCUUUUGCUCGUUCCUUUUUUAGCUGAGUCAGUAGGUAUUGCAGCACGUGGGCUUUCUGCUUGGACUCUUGGCUUGGUGUUCCCGCGGUCUAAGAAACUAAGAAAGCAUGCCCUUGAUAUUUUGGGUUGCUCAGCAUGCAGGGUGCACUCAUGAUCUCACAUGAUGACAUUAUCGCCCAGAGAGCAUAUGGAGGAGGAUGUUUUAUUCUUCUCUUUGUGGAAGCUGAACUUGACUUCUCUGCAUAACUUUUGAGGCAGUUUUGAGAUUCAAAUGCAGAACCACAAGCUGUAGACUAAGAAUUGUGCUUCUUCAUGCAUAAUUCUUUUGGCAGAAAUCAGAAUAUACAAGGUUCACUAGAAAUAUUUUGCCAACAAGGCUAAAUUUGAAAGUGGUUACAUGUCUGGGAUCAUUGAAGGAGGUACUUCAAAUUUGGUAGAUGAGACCUGGUUCAGCUCAACAUCGAAUAUCUUCAACGUCGCAAAGAGGGUCUGUGGUAUGUUCUGAUCUGAAAGCCUGCAUGGGCCACAAGCCACCAACCCCGACGCUGGUCAACAAAUCUGAUUUUUUCUUUUGGCAGGUGACGUAAGGUACUUGAUCCACGAAACAGCAGAGUAUGCUCUUGUGAACAAUUUUUUUCUGGAGGUGAUUCAGAAUUUUAUGGUAUCACCUUCCGAGCACUUUUUAGAACUUGUUGACCGUAGAGGUAGAUGUACAGCAGCAAAAGUCCAAAAGAGUCCUUUCCCAGCGCGGGGUGUAACUCGUUCCUUCUGAUGUAUGAAGGUGAAGUUCCAUCAUAACAUAAUGAAAUAAGCUUCUAGCGCUCCUAUCAAUUUCGUA
This is a messenger RNA of Hordeum vulgare subsp. vulgare (domesticated barley), 5019 nucleotides long. RefSeq lists its product as uncharacterized. NCBI's taxonomy places the organism in Eukaryota, Viridiplantae, Streptophyta, Magnoliopsida, Poales, Poaceae. The transcript is spliced from 8 exons. The record is from RefSeq and is a predicted model, not a curated record. Bases 81 to 4208 code for a protein of 1375 amino acids.